AUGAGAGCUUCGUCAGAAACACCUCCUCUGAACACAUCAGGACUGACCGAUUACUCUUUUUUGUACAACCAGACGCUUGAGAAUGCGGCCCAGGAUUAUGCGAACACCUGCCCAAAAGGACUUUCACCUGUAUCAUCACGUGAGGGCACGGGCGAAAUUUAUCAGUCUCUUCCAUCCAAUACCUUGGCAUUAAUGGACGUUAUAGAAGCGGCAUUAAAAGCAUCCUGGCAUCCAAUCAUGGUACAUGGCUUUGACCCGAGUUUGGAAUUUACAGAUUUGACUCCACAUCUAGCUAAUGCACCACUUAUGUUCACUCAAAUGGCAUGGGGUAGUACUUAUUCAGUCGGCUGUGCUGCUACUCGCUGUUCGGAUAACACUACCGUUAUUUGUCGCUAUAACCCAAGGCUUUCCUCAUUCACGGAUGCAACGGACAAGAUUGCUCUCAUUGAAUCAAAUUUCCAGAAGCCAAGUACUGUGCUUAAUGCAACGGCUCGACUGUAUAUUUCAAGCUGUAAUGCAAGAAGGGCUAACCUUCCAGAUGGUCAUUCAAUCAGUAUUUACGCUUUCACGAGCCAAUUGGUAUCCUCCAUGGGUCUAGACUUUAUACUCGGAUACGUACUCUCAGAGUGGCGAGAUGAGCCGGUUCUUCUUGGAAUUGACGACAAUAUGAUGUACACUAACACAGAGUUGAGAGCCUUUGCAAACAUGUUUUACUACAAGUCAACCGAAGUUGGAUGCUAUUAUAAUCUAUGCAACACAACAGGACAGGCAACGCAUGCUGUUGCUUGCGUAUUCAACAUGACAUCAAGACUUGCUCAAGGAUUGGUUCCGAAUGGUAAUACAGGCAAAAAAUUACCUGCAGGAACGGAUAUAGCUCAAUUGAGCUACAACAGGUGGCUUGAGUCAGAGGCGCAGGUAUAUGCGAACAAUUGCCCAACAGGACUUUCAUCUGAAGUAUCACAUGAGGGCAUCAUGGGCGAAAUUUAUCAGUCUCUUCCAUCUGAAACCUUGACAGAUAUGGACGUUAUAUCAACGGCAUUAAAAGCAUCCUGGCAUCAAAUCUACACAGCUGGCUUCAACGACCAAUUGGAAUUUAAAAAAUCCCUCGAAACAAUACCUAAUGCACCAGUUAUGUUCACUCAAAUGGCAUGGGCUAAUACUCGUGAAGUUGGUUGUGCUGCUGCCCGUUGUUCAAGUAACACUACCGUUAUUUGUCGCUAUUACCCACGGUAA
This is a messenger RNA of Haemonchus placei, 1233 nucleotides long. The record is from the annotation of a GenBank genome assembly. NCBI's taxonomy places the organism in Eukaryota, Metazoa, Nematoda, Chromadorea, Rhabditida, Trichostrongylidae.